Messenger RNA from Trichechus manatus latirostris (Florida manatee), 3283 nucleotides. It is a transcript of the gene ZRSR2, whose product is annotated as zinc finger CCCH-type, RNA binding motif and serine/arginine rich 2. Gene Ontology annotation, cellular component: spliceosomal complex; U2AF complex. Gene Ontology annotation, molecular function: metal ion binding; pre-mRNA 3'-splice site binding. The coding region runs from base 103 to 1653 and encodes 516 amino acids. Gene Ontology annotation, biological process: mRNA splicing, via spliceosome. The transcript has 10 exons. The record is from RefSeq and is a predicted model, not a curated record. Lineage: Eukaryota; Metazoa; Chordata; Mammalia; Sirenia; Trichechidae.
GCUAAGGGGGACGAGGAGGGGAACAGGUGGCGGUUGGAGAAGACCUGCCGUCUGGGCGUGGACGGACGAGGCGAUGGUAGGUGCGUGCUCUGAAAUGAACGCAUGGGAAGCAAGAUUUCACCCCUGAUCACCCGAACAAUUUCCUGUCACUGCCCUGUCGCUGAGGAGACGGGAGCUCGGGCAGCGCUGCAGAUGCGGCCACUGACUCGCGUGUGUGUGUCUCGGUGUUCCAGCCACAGAAAGUACAGGGCCGCCCUGAAGAAGGAGAAACGGAAGAAGCGUCGGCAGGAACUCGCUCGACUGAGAGACUCAGGACUCUCACAGAAGGAGGAGGAGGAGGAGGAGGACGCUUUUAUUGAAGAACACCAGCUCGAAGAAGAGAAGCUAUUGGAGACAGAGAGACAAAAAUUACAUCAGGAGUGGUUGCUGAGAGAGCAGAAGGCACAAGAAGAAUUCCGAAUAAAGAAAGAAAAGGAAGAGGUGGCUAGAAAACGGCAGGAAGAACUAGAGAGAAAAUUAAAAGCAGAAUGGGAAGAACAACAGAGAAAGGAGAGAGAAGAGGAGGAGCAGAAACUACAGGAGAAGAGAGAAAGAGAGGAAGCUGUGCAGAAGAUGCUGAAUCAGGCUGAAAACGAGUUGGAAAAUGGUACCACAUGGCAAAACCCAGAACCACCCUUAGAUGUAAGAAUAAUGGAGAAAGAUCGCGCUUUUUGUCCAUUCUACAGUAAAACAGGAGCGUGCAGAUUUGGAGAUAGGUGUUCGCGUAAACAUAGUUUCCCAACGUCGAGCCCUACCCUUCUUAUAAAAAGCAUGUUCACAACGUUUGGAAUGGAGCAGUGCAGAAUGGAUGACUAUGACCCUGACGCAAGCCUGGAGUACAGUGAAGAGGAAACCUACCAGCAGUUCCUAGAGUUCUAUGACGAUGUGCUCCCCGAGUUCAGGAACGUGGGGAAAGUGAUUCAGUUCAAGGUCAGCUGCAACUUUGAACCUCACCUUAGGGGCAACGUGUAUGUUCAAUAUCAGUCGGAAGAAGAAUGCCAGGCAGCCCUUUCUCUGUUCAAUGGACGGUGGUAUGCAGGACGACAGCUACAGUGUGAAUUCUGCCCGGUGACCCGGUGGCAAAUGGCAAUUUGUGGUUUAUUUGAAACCCAGCAGUGUCCAAGAGGAAAACACUGCAACUUUCUUCACGUAUUCAGAAAUCCCAACAAUGAAUUUUGGGAAGCUGACAGAGACAUGUACCUGUCCCCAGAUCGGACUAGUUCAUCCUUUGGGAAGAACUCAGAGAGGAGAGAGAGGAUGAGCCACCGUGACGACUACUAUGGCAGGCCAAGGAGAAGACGGAGUCCCAGUUCAGACCAUUCCUACAAAAGAAACGGGAAAUCUGAGAGGAAAAGGAGUAGUAGUCACAGGGGGAAGAAAUCUCACAAGCAUGUGUCUAAAAGUCGGGAAAGGCACAGCUCCCGAAGCAGAGGAAGAAAAAGGGACCACUGUCGGAGCCGCAGCCGGAGAAGUCGAAGCCGGAGCCUCAGGAGCCGGAGAAAUCGGACCCAGAGCCACAGGAGCCGGAGCCAGAGUUCAUCCAGGUCCAGGAGCUGGGGUGGGAGGAGGUCCAGUAGUAGAGACAGAAAUACCCAUAGUCCCAGAUCCAAAUAAAUCGGUUUGGUUUCUGAAUGAAUGUAUCUCUUACUUCUUAUGGCUGCUAAAUACGUUGGCUAGAAGGGGAUGAGCUCAGAUGGGUUAGCAAGUCUGGCAGAACCGUAUGUAAACUGGAAUUCUAUUUUAAAAGUUUUUUUCUCUGAUAAUCAAAAAUUGUAUGUUUAAUAUAGAAAACUUAGGAAACAAAAUGUAUAAAUAGCAACGUAAAAAUUAUUUGUAAUCUUAACUAAUUAACUUUGGAGCAUUGCUUUAGUCUUAUGUGUGUGUCCGUAUUUUUUUUACCAUGUUAAAAUAUGUGGUUGCAGUUGAAUAUGCUACAUUUUUUAACCUAAAACAUCGUCCUAUUUCAGGCAGUCCCUAUUCUUACAUGAUUUUUACUCACUGCAUAGUUUAUCUAUUUAACCAUAUCCCUAUUGUUGGAUUUUUAAAUUAUUUAUAAUUUUGUACUCUUAAAGGAGACUUUGCUGAAAAGAAAUAAAAAGUUAAAAAUCCUGUGAUGGAUUUCCUUAAAUACUUCCGCACAUUUCUGGUAAUUUCCUUAGGAUAAAUUACAUCAAGGGAUGUGAAUAUUCAAGUUUUUCCAAAUCAUCCUCCAGAAAAGUACGAAAAAUCUAGCACCAAGAGUAAAUUUUGCUGCUCCCACAUCAAGUACGUCUGUGUAAGUGUUCACUUACUUAUUGUCUAAGCCAAAGACUUUCUCUGUAAUUAAUGGCCAUUGGUUAAGAAUCUUUUUGCCCUUUAUUAAAAAUCUAUGGGAUUUUUCUCCAUGCAACAGCCGAACAGUUUUAAAAUUCAUGUGCUCAGUCUUAAAUACUAAAGGGUAUGUAACUCUUUUUUUCCUCCCUCCUACUGGUCCUCGGUUCCCUUUCAGCUGGGGUUUUUCUAUCAGGGUGUUCAUCUUUUUGACAGUCUAUUCCUUUACAGGAGCCAUGGUGCCACAGUGGUUAAGACACUUGGCUGCUGACAGAUGUUCGGGGUUCAAACCCACCAGCCUCUCUGCGAGAGAAAGAUGUGGCAGUCUGCUUCCUUAAAGAUUACAGCCUUGGAAACCCUAUGGGGCAGUUCUACUCUGUCCUAUAGGGUCGCUAGGAGUCGGAAUAGACGGCAAAGGGCAGUCCUUUAUAUAAAGCUUAUUUUUGUCAUUUUUGGGAAAUUAGGGUCAUUGCUAGAGAAUAUGCCUUGUUAAAGCAAUCCUGGUACAAAAAUCGUUUCUGUAAUUACUGUUUAUGAUUCAAAAAUUCCAACUCUAGAUUGCCCUCCGUGGCCCACAGGCCUGACUUUGGUGAGCAGGCAGCUACAUGUCAGAGGCUCUAAGUCUACCGCUGCCUGUUUUUAAUAGACUAGCAACUUAAUUUGAAGCUUUCCUUGCUGAAGUAACAGUUUUAGUAGGCCACAUUUCCUAUCAUCUGUAAUAGGAAGUCACUGUCAGGACAACCUAAGUUUGGACUUUUGGGUUGUGUAUUAGGCAGUACAGUCGUCUCUGCAAGUAACCAGUCCAUUGCGCUGGGAAUGCUAGCCCGCCAGUUCAUGGGGACGGGAGGAGACGAGCAAGUUUUCUCAUUCAGAAAGAGCAAAAAAAGAAAAUCAACUGCAUCAAGGUUUUAAAAGCGGCAUUUAUUGAUUGAAA